UCAGCAGUUGUUCAGUCGCGGUUCGCAGAGUUGCGCGCUAUUUUCGCAGAUUUACACUGUCACUUGCAUUUUGGAAUCUAUAAAACAUGUCCUCAAUACAGACGAUUUCCGGACGACCGUACCCUUCACUAUCAACGCCACCAGCAAUGUCUCACACGGUGACCAUAACCAGGACAACUGCUACCACAUCGGGAACGCCGCUCUUUGUCAACACUGGCUACCUUGGCACUGUUCCUGGCUUAAUUAAAUUAGCACAACUGAUACUUGGAGCGGCCUGCGUUGGUGUGGUUAGCUAUUACUUCGAGCCGAGAUAUGUUAAAUACAAUGAUCAGAAACCAGAGUUAUUCUUCCUUCUAAUAUCAGUGGCAUUUUUAAUAGGAACAUUCUGUUUGCUUCUGUCGUGCGUCAUGUCAUUUUCAACAGCUACUAUGAUAUCCAAAACUUUGUAUGAAGUCGUGUAUCACGGGAUUGCGUUCGUGCUCUACCUAGCGGCGGGUCUUACGCUUUUGAUAGAGGUGAAUCAUCGGAGAACUGGCUAUAGGAAUGACUUCGAACCCUACCUAGCUGCCGCUGUUAUGGGUCUCGUGAUGGCAAUCCUUUAUUUAUUCAGUACAUUCUUAGCGAACCGCUCCUACAGAGGCUUAUAACUUAUACGAAUAAGUAUAAUAUUGUUAAUUAAGAACUAAUUUAUUGUUGUAUAAGGUUUUGAAUGGAAUAAGUUCAUUCAUAAGCGCAUGUUAUACAGGUUUGAAGUUCACAUUUACAUUUGACAAUACAUUGAGAAUUUCUCUUCAUACAAGCGAAAAUAUUCUUUACUUUUUAAAAGUAGUAAAAAAUAUUUUUGAGCUGUAAUCGGAGAAUAUUAUUUAUAAAUUUAAAUUAAUGAAACGAUAUUUUUAUUAAAUAUUAAUGUUGCUUUUGAAUAUUUAAAAUGUCUAGACUCUAAGUGAUGCUAAAAAUUGUACAUUGUCAUUAUGAUAUUUGCACGAACAACACAUUCUAAUUUAAGUUGGUUUGUAUGUACUCACAUAUACAGUUUUACAAAGUAUAACCAAAGACAAUUCAAGUAAUAGACCAGCAAUGUGUUUUUAAAAAUAAAUAUACCGAAAAUUCUGGAUAGAGUGGGAUGACGUCAUUGAAGCUGAAAUCCACGAUAUCAUUUAAUAUAAGAAUUUUUUUGAAUAAUUUUAUAAAUCUUAAGUCCCGCAUCCCAUACAAUUUUUGCAUUGCAUUGCCGCGCCUACGUUGAUACUUAUUCAGUCGUCGCUAUUCAAAGAUUGGCAAUCUCGCCAGGGUGUAGGUCAAUUUUUUUAUAAACCAUGAGUGUUCCGGUGUUCCAUUGCAAUGGUGUGUAUAUUUACUUAAAUUGUCUUUGCUAUAAUUAAAUCGAUUGUCCAAAAAAUGUAUGUACAUGGUAUGUAUAUUACCAAAAUACCUGGGUAUUUUUAUAUUUAUAUAUUGGUGAAUUAACUUGGCUAUUGACUUGCCAUUGAAAAUAGUUUGGUAUAUAAAAUAGUUAUAAAUGAAUAUGCCUUUACUCGAAUAAAACAGGAUAUACUGUUCUGAAAUUAUAAGCUUUUGAGACCAAUUCUCAAACACUAUAUUUUUUAAUAUAUUUAAUAACGUGUUUUCGUACUUCUUAUAUGAAUUAUAUAUUUUAACAUUUUUAAGCCAGCAUGUCCAGCACAAAACUGGAAGUAUAAAUUAUAUUGUAUUUAUAACAGAAUCUUAUAUUUUACCACUUCUACUCCUCUAGGAUACACAGGACAUACAGGAAGGUU
Messenger RNA from Pieris brassicae (large cabbage white), 1781 nucleotides. Its product is annotated as CKLF-like MARVEL transmembrane domain-containing protein 8. Gene Ontology annotation, cellular component: membrane. The transcript has 6 exons. NCBI's taxonomy places the organism in Eukaryota, Metazoa, Arthropoda, Insecta, Lepidoptera, Pieridae. The record is from RefSeq and is a predicted model, not a curated record. Bases 87 to 647 code for a protein of 186 amino acids.